Messenger RNA from Anopheles funestus (African malaria mosquito), 2693 nucleotides. Its product is annotated as glucose dehydrogenase [FAD, quinone]. The transcript has 4 exons. The record is from RefSeq and is a predicted model, not a curated record. NCBI's taxonomy places the organism in Eukaryota, Metazoa, Arthropoda, Insecta, Diptera, Culicidae. The coding region runs from base 609 to 2480 and encodes 623 amino acids. Gene Ontology annotation, molecular function: oxidoreductase activity, acting on CH-OH group of donors; flavin adenine dinucleotide binding.
ACGGUACUGUUUAUUCUACGCUGUUCGAGUUAAGAAAGCGUGCAUCGCGUGCAUUACAUUUCGAUAGUUUCAUAGUAAAGAAAUACCUAUUGGACCAAUGUUUCGUGACGUAAGAUAAUGGAAGACGAUUUCACAAGUUUUUAUCAGCGUGUCAUCGAAAUCAAUCAUCGGACGUAAUGUGACUACUUGUGUCUUGGGUUUAGGGCAUACUUCCCAUUCCAUUUACUUUCUCGUAAAAGUGUGUGGGAGGGACAUACAAUGAAAACUGUUGCUUAGUGCAUAAAAAUGUAAAAUGCGUACACUAUGCAACUACGCGUCAGUGGUCGUGAUUUGGUAGUGGAAGUUGACAAGAAGUGUGAAGUAAUACAUUUGCAAUAAUGAACGAAAUCAUAAUGAAUGGCACAAACAUGCAGUAUUGAUAGUUUCAAUACGAGAUGAGUGAUUCAUAAACCGGGCUAGUGAGGCUCUAAACAUAUAACGAUCAAACAAAAAGGCACGAAAAGAGUGAAGAGACUUGACAAUAUUAUUCGGAACAAGAUCAUUUAGUGUGUUGGAUCGAAUCAAAGUGUUUAAAAUUGUGACAGAUUCACGAAUCUUCCAAACUCAAAAUGAGUGAACUCGUCGGUGCAGCGUUCGGAUCAGUGGCCACAGCAGCCUCGAGCGUUGGUUGGUUUGUACCGAUGCUGGUUGCAGCCAUUGCCUAUUUCCAGUAUGAGGAGUUCAUGGAUCCGGAGGCACGUGUUAUUGACGUCCCCACAGAAAUUAUGCUGGACAAGUAUGAUUUUAUAAUUAUAGGAGCAGGAUCUGCCGGAGCCGUGCUGGCUAAUCGUUUAACCGAGGUAGAGAAUUGGAAUGUGCUACUACUGGAGGCAGGAGGCGAUGAGACGGAGAUAUCCGAGGUACCGUUAAUGGCGGGCUAUCUACAGCUCAGUAAGCUGGAUUGGAAAUACAAAUCGGAGCCGUCAGGAACAUUUUGUUUAGGAAUGAAUGGCGGACGAUGCAAUUGGCCGCGUGGUAAAGUACUUGGAGGAUCGAGUGUACUCAACUACAUGCUCUAUCUGCGUGGAAACAAGAAAGACUAUGACAACUGGGAAGCAAUGGGUAACACCGGCUGGGGUUACAAGGAUGCACUUUAUUACUUUAAAAAGUCGGAGGAUAACACCAAUCCUUAUCUGGCCAACACACCUUAUCAUUCGACCGGCGGCUAUCUUACGGUUGGUGAAGCACCGUACCAUACACCGCUGGCGGCAGCUUUCGUGGAAGCGGGCGUAGAGAUGGGUUAUGAAAACAGGGACCUAAAUGGUGCGAAGCAGACCGGCUUCAUGAUCGCGCAAGGUACGAUCCGUCGAGGAGGACGCUGCAGUACCGGCAAAGCGUUUCUUCGUCCGGCACGUUUGCGGCCCAACCUACACGUGGCGAUGUUUGCCCACGUGACACGUGUUAUGAUUGAUCCGAUCAGUAAGAUCGCGUUCGGAGUGGAAUUCAUACGCGAUCGAAAGCUACAUCAUGUGCGUGCUUCCAAGGAGGUGAUCGUAUCCGGCGGCUCAGUCAAUUCCCCACAAAUUCUGAUGCUCUCGGGCAUUGGGCCGAAAAGUGAGCUGGCGAAGCAUCGGAUUCCGUUGAUCAAGGAUAUGCCGGUUGGUGAAAACCUGCAGGACCAUAUCGGACUCGGUGGGCUUACGUUCAUGGUAAAUCAACCGGUGUCGAUAGUGGAGAACCGGUACCACUCGAUGUCGACCGUGUUACAGUAUGCGGUACUGGGACAGGGUCCGCUCACAAUUCUUGGAGGAGUAGAAGGACUCGCCUUCGUAAGCACGAAGUACGUGAACGCGACUGAUGACUAUCCGGACAUUGAGUUCCACUUUGUGUCUGGCUCAACCAACUCGGACGGUGGCAAUCAGCUGCGCAAGGCACACGGACUAACGGAAACGUUUUACAACGCGGUCUUCAAACCGAUCAACAACAUGGACGCGUGGAGUAUCAUACCAAUGUUGUUGCGACCGCACAGCGUCGGAACGAUAAAGCUACGGAGCAGUAAUCCCUUCGAUUAUCCCUACAUUUAUCCGAACUAUUUGAAUGAUGAUCGUGAUAUGCGUACACUCAUCGAAGGUGUGAAGAUCGCGUAUGCCCUAUCGCGAACACAAACGAUGCAGAAAUAUCAAUCGACACUUAGUGCGUACAAGUUUCCGGGAUGUGCGCACAUCCAGAUGUUCACUGAUCUGUACUGGGAGUGCAUGAUUCGGCACUAUACGUGCACGAUCUACCAUCCGGUCGGUACUUGCAAGAUGGGCCCAUACUGGGACAAGCAGGCAGUCGUUGAUCCGCAGUUGCGUGUAUACGGUUUACGCGGGCUACGCGUAAUCGAUGCCAGCAUUAUGCCAAAGCUCGUCAGUGCCAACACCAAUGCACCGGUUAUCAUGAUAGCAGAGAAGGGUGCGGACAUGAUAAAAGACUUUUGGAUCAAACGAGGCGUUGCAUAGAAUACACCGAUCCAAUAGUCCGCUCUCUAUCCUCACACCAUCAUAAUGUAAAAAUAAUUUCCCUCCCAAGCGAUAGUAAUGUGAUGAACGAUAAUUUUUACUUUUACGUGAGCGAAUGUAAUGAAUGAAUGUGUAUAUGACUAUGCAAUAAGAAACCUAAUUUAUAUACCAACCAUUAGUAAUAAUUACAAAGGAAAAAGCAAAUUUAAUAAA